Messenger RNA from Nelumbo nucifera (sacred lotus), 1853 nucleotides. Its product is annotated as aminoaldehyde dehydrogenase 2, peroxisomal-like. The record is from RefSeq and is a predicted model, not a curated record. Lineage: Eukaryota; Viridiplantae; Streptophyta; Magnoliopsida; Proteales; Nelumbonaceae. Gene Ontology annotation, molecular function: oxidoreductase activity, acting on the aldehyde or oxo group of donors, NAD or NADP as acceptor.
UUCAGUAAAAAGGGAAACUCUUUUAUAGUCCUCUCAGUCCUAUCAUUCUCCACUCAUUGUCUCUUUCUUCACUUCUGCAGCAGAAAUGGCGAUCCAUAUACCCUCUCGUCAACUUUUCAUCAACGGAGAAUGGAGGGAACCCAUCAAGAAAAAACGAUACCCGAUCAUCAACCCCACCACUGAAGAGAUCUUAGGGGAUAUACCUGCGGCGACUGCCGAAGAUGUGGAGUUGGCAGUGGAUGCUGCUCGGAGGGCCCUCUCCAGGAACGGAGGGAAAUAUUGGGCAUCGGCUUCCGGGGCUUAUCGCGCCAAGUAUUUACGUGCCAUUGCUGCAAAGAUAAAGGACAGAAAGGAUGAGCUAGCUAAGCUAGAAACUCUUGAUUGUGGAAAGCCACUGGAUGAAGCAGCAUGGGACAUGGAUGAUGUUGCUUCAUGUUUUGAGUAUUAUGCAGAACUUGCAGAAGCUUUAGAUACAAAGCAAAAAGCUCCUGUCUCUCUUCCUAUGGAGGCAUUUAAGUGUCAUGUUCUUAAGGAACCCAUUGGUGUUGUUGGGUUGAUUACUCCUUGGAACUAUCCUCUUUUGAUGGCUACAUGGAAGGUUGCUCCUGCCCUUGCUGCUGGUUGUGCAGCUAUAUUAAAGCCAUCUGAGUUGGCAUCUGUGACUUGUUUAGAGUUGGCUGAAGUAUGUAGAGAAGUAGGCCUUCCUGCUGGUGUGCUAAACAUUGUGACUGGAUUGGGUGUGGAAGCUGGUGCUCCUUUGGCAUCUCAUCCUGAUGUAAACAAGGUUGCGUUCACUGGAAGCAGUGCAACGGGAAGCAAGAUCAUGACUGCUGCUGCUCAAGUUGUUAAGCCUAUUACAUUGGAACUUGGUGGGAAAAGUCCAAUCAUUGUCUUUGAAGAUGUGGAUAUUGAGAAAGCUGUGGAGUGGACCCUUUUUGGUUGUUUUUGGACAAAUGGCCAAAUCUGCAGUGCCACAUCUCGUCUUAUUUUGCAUGAAAGCAUUGCCAAGGCAUUUCUUGAGAGACUUGUUAAAUGGACCAAAAACAUCAAGAUUUCAGAUCCCUUGGAAGAAGGCUGCAGACUUGGCCCUGUUGUUAGUGAAGGGCAGUAUGAGAAGAUUCAGAAGUUUAUUCAAACAGCCAAGAAUGAAGGUGCAACAGUUCUAUGUGGAGGUUGCCGCCCACAGCAUCUGAAGAAGGGGUUUUUUGUCGAGCCAACCAUCAUAACAGACGUAAAUACAUCUAUGCAAAUUUGGCGGGAAGAGGUUUUUGGGCCUGUUUUAUGUGCUAAAAUAUUUAGUACCGAAGAAGAAGCAAUUGAAUUAGCUAAUGAUUCCCGUUAUGGCCUGGGCGCAGCAGUAAUUUCAAAUGACCUGGAAAGGUGUGAGCGCGUAUCCAAGGCUUUUCAGGCAGGAGUUGUUUGGGUGAACUGCUCUCAGCCCUGCUUCUGUCAGGCUCCCUGGGGAGGCAAUAAACGGAGUGGUUUUGGGCGUGAACUAGGAGAAUGGGGGUUGGACAACUACUUGACCGUGAAGCAGGUUACACAGUACACAUCAGAUGAACCAUGGGGAUGGUAUCAGAGACCUCCCUCUCCUUCAAUGUUGUGAAAAUUUCCAGAGCGCUCGAUAGAAAUGUAGAAUGCUAAGUAUUGAACUUGACCACGGCGAUGGUUAGAUUGAUAAUAAAAUGGUAAAUAAACAUUGUAGUUCAUCUUAGAAAUUAUUGGGUAAGAAACCGGAACUCUUUGUUCACUUGAUUGAGUAAAACCUAAAAAAGCUUCUACCGUUGUACGCCCUUGAGAAACAAUGUUAUGGUUAUGAAGAGAAUAGAUAUUGCCAUUUAAUUGUUAUGUUA